This is a messenger RNA of Clavispora lusitaniae ATCC 42720, 1152 nucleotides long. RefSeq lists its product as uncharacterized. The record is from RefSeq and is a predicted model, not a curated record. Lineage: Eukaryota; Fungi; Ascomycota; Pichiomycetes; Serinales; Metschnikowiaceae. Gene Ontology annotation, molecular function: protein binding.
AUGGAAGAGACUAUCGGAAGAGCCAGGGCGCUUCUCCAAAGUUCCCAAGAGCAAAAGGCAUUGGAUUUGUUGACUCCAGAAGUCACCAAGAAUCCUGAAUGCGUUCCUCUCCUCGAAGUAUUCGGUGAAACCCUUCUCGAGCUAAACGAUGUGGAAACAGCUUACAGCACAUUGAUGAAAGCAGUUGAGUUGGAUCCUGAGGCAAAGCAAGGGGUUGAGAAGUUCUUGUAUUUGGGGCAAAUCAUUGGAGGAAAAGAUGGAUGUGGCUUUUUAGACGUGGCCCUUGGUAAGUUACAAGAGCAACUUACAAAAGUUGCUGACAAUAGUGGGCAAGAUGAUGCAACCUUAGUGGAAUUGGCUAAAGUGUAUGAAAACAGUGAGGCAUUAUCUCUUUACCUAAUAAAAAAAUUGAACCAAGGUAUCUUUGCUCAGAUUGAAAUUUGGAUGACAGACUUGUGCAUGGAACCAGAAGCUGAACAAAAAUGUGAUGACCUAAUCUCCUACUCUUUAUCAUUGGACAAUCAAAAUCCAGAAGCAUUGUCCUUGUUGGCGCUGAUUAGAAUUUCUCAGCAAAGAAACGAUGAUGCUAAGGAAGCUUUACAGAAAUCAUGGGAACUUUUUCAGAACAAGAAACACACCUUAGAGAUCCAGCAAACCGAAGAAGGAGAAGAAGCCUCCUUCGAAUAUAUCGAAUUGGUUCAGCCUUUGCUUGGCCUCGCUCGUUUUGCCAUAGAAUUGGCCAUGUAUGAUUUGGUACCAUCUAUAUGUGGAGGAGUUUCCGAAAUCAAUGAGAAUGCCUUAGAUUGUUACUACUACGAAGCCUUGUCUCACAUAUUGAAAGCCCGUCUCAUAUACUCUCAACAGCAUCCAUCUGAUCAAGAUUACAGAGAAUUGGACAUCAUGAAGGUAAAGUCCAGCGACAAUGAAGAAAUACAAAAUAGCAUUGCUGAAGCCAAAUCCGCACUUACCCAGGGCUACAGGGUUAUUAACAGUGCUGAUCUUGAAGCUUCUGACCCAGAUGUGGUUGAUCAAGUCAAUGAGAUGUUGGCUGCUCUUGGUGGUCCGAAUAUGGCUGAAUUGAUGCCAGAAAGAAGGACAAACGAUGAGGAAUUCGAGGGCUGGGAGGACGAAAUUGUUAGCGAUAAAGAAUAA